Dictyostelium discoideum AX4 is the source of this 363-nucleotide messenger RNA. RefSeq lists its product as hypothetical. Lineage: Eukaryota; Evosea; Eumycetozoa; Dictyosteliales; Dictyosteliaceae. The coding region runs from base 1 to 363 and encodes 120 amino acids. The transcript has a single exon. The record is from RefSeq and is a predicted model, not a curated record.
AUGGAUAUUUUAAAUUAUAUAAAAAAAAAUUUAAAAAUUAGAAUUGAAACAACAAAUCAAUUAAAUGAUGCAUUAAAAAAUAAAAAUUUAUGUUCUGUUGAAUUUGAUAAUAAAGAAACUUGGUUAUCAAAUACUCCAUUAGAAGAACCAAAUGCAUAUAAAAAUAUUACUCAUCCCUCACAAUUGGAUGGUUUAGAAAAUGGUGAUUACCAUAUCUCCAGUAACUUGGUAGUUUCAAUCCUUAAAGAAAAAUUAAAAGAAAUUGAACAAUUAAAACAAAUUAUUAAAUCAAAAGACUAUGAUAUAAACUAUAUAUCAGCAUAUGGUGAAAGAAAAUAUCCAAAUGGCAGUAAAAAUGAAUAA